AUGACAAUCCGUAACAACCUCCCCUACGUCAAAGUAGACCCCUACGACCAAAUGGACGCCCCGCGCAUGUUCGCCGAACCGGCAUUCUUCACCCCAAAGUUCCAAGGACUGCGGAAUACAUGGAGAUCGGCCAUCGAACAAUUGCCUCGGGUGUGGCGAUUCCGAUCCGCACGCAUCGCCCUCCUCUUCUACGCCGACGCAGCCGGCCAAGUCGCCACUCCCAGCGUCAAUUCGAACUGGCGUCUCAUCCAAACCGCCGCAGCUGGCGUGCUGCAGUAUUGCGUCCGCGGCCAGCGGGGCGUUGGCGGCGUGUGGAUCAUCUCCGACCACACGCAGACGCCCUACCUCUCCCUCUACCUCUACGAAUCAGGCUCCCCGUUCGAGGACGUGCUGAACAGGUACAUGAUCACCGGGCUCGGGGUCAACCCGUUCAAUCCGAGGGGUUUCGGCGUCGAGGGUGUGGCGCUCAAUUCCUCGGGGGUGCUGGGAGCGGUGGAGGACCAGGCGGUGUUGGCGGGGGAUGUUGCCGCGACGGCGGGGAUAGGGGCGGCGCCGAGUCCGGCGCCGAGUGUGGUUGCGGUGUUGCGGGGGGAGUUGGGCGUUCAAUGA
This is a messenger RNA of Letharia lupina, 609 nucleotides long. RefSeq lists its product as uncharacterized. The transcript has 3 exons. Bases 1 to 609 code for a protein of 202 amino acids. NCBI's taxonomy places the organism in Eukaryota, Fungi, Ascomycota, Lecanoromycetes, Lecanorales, Parmeliaceae. The record is from RefSeq and is a predicted model, not a curated record.